AUGGGCAUCACAAACUCCAAGCCAGAGAAAAGCCAUGCCCUCAAACUCUGCAAAGACCGGAAGAAAUUCAUAAAGCAAGCCAUCGACUCUCGAUUUUCCCUGGCUGCAGCCCACGUCUCGUAUAUCGAGUCCUUGAGAAACUUGGGCACAGCCCUCAGAAAGUAUGCCGAGUCCGAGAACAGAGAUUUUGAGGACGAGAGGAGUGCAUUUGGUGUUAUGAAUGGAGAUAAUGGUGAAUUGUAUGGUGAUGAUGAAGAGCCUGUGACUCCUAAAAUGGAGACUCCGAAAAAGCAAGAAAGUGAAAAAGUAGGAAAGGGUUCGGGAGUAGAAUCGGGUUCGAGGAUGAAUAGAGGUUCGGUGGAGAAGGAUAUAUGUGCUGCUGAGAGGGAAGAUCCAUCCGAGUAUAUAACGCACAGGGCAAAGGAUUUUGUGUGUAGUAUAAGGGACAUUGAUAACCGUUGCUUUAGAGCUUCUGAAUCUGGGAAGGAAGUAUCGAGGAUGCUCGAGUCAAGCAAAAUCCAUGUUGGGUAUGCUGAGGCCAGAGGUUCAUCGUCAGCCUCGAUUUGUAUGCCUUCUCUCGGAGCAGCUUGUUGCCAAGGUGGAAAUAUGAAUGUCACUGAUGAUCAACUUGUUACAAAGGUUAUCACAUGGAAAAGAACAUCUUCUAAGUCUUCCUCGUCUAAGAAUCUUCUUGCAACUAGGGAUGAUAAUAGUGACAGUGGAAGUGAUUUUGUCGAGGAGUUUUGCAUGAUUUCUGGGAGUCACUCUUCCACACUUGAUAGACUCUACGCGUGGGAGAGAAAGCUAUAUGACGAAGUGAAGGCUAGUGAGUCUAUACAAAAGGAAUACGACAGGAAGUGUGACCAGCUUCGGCACCAAUUUGCAAAGGAUAUGAGCUCUCAAGUCAUUGACAAAACCCGGGCAGCUGUGAAAGAUCUGCACUCACGGAUAAGAGUCGCACUUCAUUCGGUCGACACAAUUUCGAAAAGAAUCGAGAAAAUGCGGGACGAGGAGAUGCUGCCACAGCUCCUCGAACUCAUUCACGGACUGACCCGAAUGUGGAAGGCCAUGCUCGAGUGCCACCACUCGCAAUACAUCACAAUCUCACUAGCUUAUCAUGCUCGGGGCUCGGUUGUGGCCCCACCUGGCGAGACUCAGCGCCAGAUCAUCCUCCAGCUCAUGGACGAGGUCGAGUUCUUCGGCCUCAGCUUCACCGAUUGGGUCAACAGCUACACUUCGUAUGUCGGCUCUCUCAACAGCUGGCUCCAGAAUUCCAUCCUCCAGCCGCCACCUGGCGACCGUCACAAGGGCCGCCGGGCUGCCUUCUCCCCACGCCGCCACCUGGCGCCGCCAAUCUUUGUCCUCUGCCGCGAUUGGUCGGCCGGGAUCAAGUCCCUGCCCUCUCAGGAGGUCAGUGAUUCGGUCAGGGGUUUUUUGGCUGAGCUGAGGCGUUCGGUCAGGCACCAAGCUGAGGAGUCGAAAAAAACAGAUGAGAGUUUGACCGAGUUGAAGCCCGAUGAAGGUUCGAAUGUGGGGUCCAUACAGGGGAGUUUGACUAAAGUUCUCGACCGGUUGACCAAGUUCUCGGAGGGGUCGGUGAAGGUUUGUGAGGAUAUUCUGCAGAAGUGCGAGUCGGCUCGAAACGCGUACGAUAACUACAAGGCGCCACCCAGGUCGUUUAGCAUUUGA
Messenger RNA from Striga hermonthica, 1689 nucleotides. The record is from the annotation of a GenBank genome assembly. Lineage: Eukaryota; Viridiplantae; Streptophyta; Magnoliopsida; Lamiales; Orobanchaceae.